Molecule: messenger RNA, 1607 nt
Organism: Sorghum bicolor (sorghum)
Lineage: Eukaryota; Viridiplantae; Streptophyta; Magnoliopsida; Poales; Poaceae
Exons: 3
Coding region: 99-1370 (423 amino acids)
Source: RefSeq, a predicted model, not a curated record
GCCAUCGGCCAUCGCUCGCCCGAAUUCGCCCUCGCGGACACGAGCUUGCAGAUCGUUCGAUCGUAACGUCAGAUACGAGGUGGAACAUAGGGGGGAAAAUGAAGAAUCUCCUACCGGGCUGGACGCUUCUAGCCAGCACCGGGGACACGUACGUGCGCACGUGUAAGCUAGCCAGACGCUCGUCGAGCACACCUGUCCGUCCGCUUGCGUGCUUUUUUACCGCCACCGAGUCACAGCGCCGCCACUCGCCGCUCUCCACUCUCACCUUCGCUCCCGUCGUCCCCUUCGCUGGCACGAGCAACAAGCAACUCGUUCGAUCGUUUUCAAACUCAGUCCAUCAGCUGAUCGCCGCCAUGGGGCACGGCAAGGAGGCGAAGACGAGACCAGACCCCAAGGUGGAGAUCCAGGAGAAGGGCGAGAUCUUCUUCUUCUACCGCCCCAAGGUGGACAAGGACGAGGCGCACAGCCCCGACGACGUGCAGCGCAUGUACAUCGUCCUGCGCCCCGAGUCCACCGGCGGCCGCGGCGUCGAGGAGAAGCAGGCGUCGGACUCCGGCAAGGAGGGCCGCAAGCGCCACCAACAAGGCGACGCCGCCGGCCAGGAAGGAAGCGAGCAGAAAGGCGCGGAAGGCGGCCACGGCAAGGAGGAGGUGAACAUCGAGGAGCAGCCGUUGCUCCGACUGGUCGUGAUGGGGAAGAAGAGCUUGCCGGACCCAGCGAAGCACAGCCGCCCGUACUGGGGUUACGUCGAGCUCGUCACCACCAAGGUCGAGGACAUCAAGGACGCGCUCAAGGAAGAGGAGUACAGCACGGCGACGCGAGGUAAGCGUCACAGGCCGGCGGCGCGGGCGCUGGGGGAGGGCGUGUACCGCAUCCUGAAGCACGAGUCGUCCGGCGGGCGGCGGCGGAGCCCGCAGUCGCACACCCACCUCGUGUACAAGCUGGAGCUCCCCACCCGCGGCGCCGGGGAACCGCAGGAGGCAAUGAACGUGGAGCCGGAGGCGUCGUUCCUCGUGCAGGUCAAGAACCCCGACCCGCCCUCCGGCGGCGGCCGCGACGACGGCGGGUUCCGCGGGCUGCAGAACAAGCGUCGGGCGGCGUUCCCCGCGCACCUGCAGGGAGCGUUCGGGAGCCGGCGGUACGCGCCGGCGGAUCCGCCGGACCUGCUCAACUACGAGGGCUGCGAGCUGCUGCUGAUCGCGGCGUCGGACGACGUCGAGGAGGAGCUCGGGCUGCAGCUGGAGGGGGAAGUGGAUGUGGAGGACGGCGAGGGUGAGACUCAGCAGGCCGCGGCGAGCUGCUCGGAUCUGGUGAAGAUGUUUGGCGAGGUGGCCGACGUGAAGCCGCUGCUGAGCGGGAGCUGGGACUAAACGACGACUGAUCCGCUCAUCUGAUGCCGUUGUACAGCGUUCCUAGGUCGUAGCCAAGUGUUUUGGUUUGCUAGCACGCUGCUUAUAGGUGUCUGUUCCUGUACUGGACCGACUGCUUGUAGUGUUUACUGUUUAUUAGUUUGCUGCAUAGUCCUUUCUUGCACAAGUUUAAAGCUUCACAUGGGGUGACGAGGAUCAAAUGACCGGUAGAGUGCCGGAGACGAAAUUUUCCUGCUC